This is a messenger RNA of Alternaria postmessia, 612 nucleotides long. RefSeq lists its product as uncharacterized. The transcript is spliced from 2 exons. The coding region runs from base 1 to 612 and encodes 203 amino acids. Lineage: Eukaryota; Fungi; Ascomycota; Dothideomycetes; Pleosporales; Pleosporaceae. Gene Ontology annotation, biological process: endoplasmic reticulum to Golgi vesicle-mediated transport. Gene Ontology annotation, cellular component: endoplasmic reticulum membrane. The record is from RefSeq and is a predicted model, not a curated record.
AUGGCUCAAGGCGCAGCAAACAACUUUGCGCAAUUCAUGGUUGUGGGACCAACAUGUUUUUUCCUCGGAAUCAUGUUUGCGCAACUACCUUAUGACUACAAUGUCUUGUGGACUGUGCCUGCCGACCGAGCGACCUACUUCGACAUUCUUGAAUCGCACAUCCAGUUCCUCUAUGCCUCUCCUCCCAUCGUGUCGCGCAUCCUCAACCUAGCCAUCGGCACCGGUCUCCUCGGCUUUCUUAUCAAGCUCUUCAAGCCAAACCAGGCCAACAUGCUCUUCGAUGGCGCGUCGCUUGUUCUCUACAUGGCUGGUAUCACCGUGUACCUCACCAACAUCGUCAAGGGUUUCAGGGUCGUGACGGCAGGCAUCUACGGAGACGUGAACAAAGCGGCCCCGGGGGAGAUUACAGACGAGGAUAUGGGCGAUUACAUCUCGAGGGAGGACACGUUGAGGGUCUUUGCGGCUAGUAACACGAUUCUGGCGCUCGUGUUGGUGGGUGUGCUGGUGCUGCAGGCUGGGCAAUGGUAUGCCAAGAGGGCCGAAGAGAAGGAGAUUGAAGAAUUCGAGCGUCAGGCUGAGGAGAAGAAGGGCGCGGGGAAGAAGAAGCAGUAG